This is a messenger RNA of Mycosarcoma maydis (corn smut), 2892 nucleotides long. RefSeq lists its product as uncharacterized. Gene Ontology annotation, cellular component: nuclear body; cytosol; kinetochore. The record is from RefSeq and is a predicted model, not a curated record. The transcript has a single exon. Bases 1 to 2892 code for a protein of 963 amino acids. NCBI's taxonomy places the organism in Eukaryota, Fungi, Basidiomycota, Ustilaginomycetes, Ustilaginales.
AUGCCAGCACUUGUAUCGACCUCAGCUGACCCGGCAACGGUAGCGGAUCGCCUGAUUCUGGAAGUGUCGAAAGCGCUCACGGCGCCAUCAGUAGGUGCCGGCGUUGCAGAUAAUCUCUCCUCUGCGCUGCUAUCUGUACAGAGACAUGCGACGUCGUUCGGAUAUUCUUCCAAACAAUGCGAGACGCUUGUCCGACUCGCCCUACUAGGCCGCCUUCGUCCUCUAUCAUCCGCCGGGACCAGCAGCUCUGCCAAGCAAAAAGCUCCCAAGACGUCUGUCUCACUUGCUCUACUGCGGUCCGUCAUUCCGAGUCCCCGUGCUAGAUUGGGCAGACGAGUUGUCCUCGACAUCCUCGCUUGCCUCGGCCCUUCACCUGGUGCAGACGUCAUCAAGCCAGCUGGUCUGCUGCGCGAUAGCAACGCCGCUGCAGAUCCAAGUCUCGGACCGCCAAGACUCCAAGUAGACAGCAAGGUCCAGGUUGCGGCGCUCAAGCUCCUUUCCGUGCUGCUAGAGUCACCUUCAGUCCCCUUAUCUGCUGCUGCCAAGUUUUACAGCGGAUCUGGAAGCAGAGAGACCGCAUCACAAUCAGAAAGGCAGCGAAACGAACUUGAGCAGGAGAGACUCCAACAUCACGCAGCUCAAUACACGGGGCUUGCCGGUAGCUUGCCAUCCUCAUAUCUCACUUCUGCGGCCAAGACAACUUUGGAAAAGUGCUAUUCGACCUUGUUCCACUAUCUCGACUAUCAGGCUCUGCGGCCUCAUCUGUGCUACCUGCUCUGUCGGCUCACAAGGCGAAGACAUGUGCGACACUAUCGGAUCACAAAGUUGAUGGCUAUGCGGGCCAAUUCUGCGGGAGAGGUGGGCAUCUCUGCUGUCCUGUCGACGUAUGCCAACUUCUACCCUGAUCUGCUGUUUCCGGAACUUUUGGGAGGCGGCGGUGCAGGCAGCUCGGCAAUUGCUGGAGGUCCGGCUGCGGGGCUCAAGUAUCCCGAUUCUGACUGGAUCGCAGCGGUUCUGCUGACGCACGCACGCUGCACACGACGCAGUCAAGGCGACACGGUUGAGUCUGAUGAAGAAGAAGAAUUCGAAACUGACCGUGAAGCUGGCAACAGGGCAACGAAGAAGCAACGCUUGUCAUCCAACGCUGUCAAAGAGAGUACAAAAACAGAUCAAGGCGCCGUGGGAUCAACCGCUCCUACUCUCAUUCCCGUUCCGAACUUGGUCACCAUCCAACCACUCAACUCAGCACAAAAAGCAUUCGGCACGCAUCCGUCGCUCAUCACUGAAUUAUCAUCGCUGCGACACCUUGCGCAUAGUCUCGAUCGGCUGGUGCUGCCAUCGCAAGCAGCAGCCAUGCUCGGCGGCGGGCUUGGGGCACGUUUGAUGCGUGUCGCCGUGCUGGCAGGUGCCACGAUGACUAACGAAGACUCCCUCAGCCAGACGAUCCCUGCAGGGCGCAGAAACAGGCAGGCAGAACACGAUCUUUGCUGGGCACGAUUGUCCGACUGGCUCGAGAGUGUGCUGAGCGAUGAGCUUGGGGUUCAGUCAUCUUCACAACGUCGGCGACUCAAGCUUCCGUCGACGCAGGUAGAGUUCCAACGACUAACAGCGUUAUUGCGCAGGUCGAGGUAUCUGUUCGAAUUGGCUGAGCAGAUGCCGACCAAACUGGAGGAACUUACCUCAAGCGUGUUGCUGGCGAUGGCGCAGGUGGUCAAUGUCGAUAGCGAGCGAGCUAAGAGCCAAGCAACAACAGUGGACGAUAUGGAUGGCUGGUCGGAAAGCUGGGAUCAGCUGGCCAGAGAAGUGUUGAUGUUUGUACCUCUGGUCACACCGUGCGACGUGCCAUCGUUUGAAGAGAGAUUCAUGGCUCCACUUAAUGCGCUGGCUACUUCGAGCAGAGUUUCGCUCGACACGUCUGCUGCGGUGUUGCUGGCACUGUCGAGUUUGCUGACCAACUGGGGUGUACGCGAUUGGUCAGAGAUUGGACGGACGCUCGACUCACGCCAGUCGUACCGAUGGGGGAUCUCGAACCUCGAUGCUGCUAUCGUCUACACCGAACUCAUCUCGAGCGUCUCUGCGCAAACAGACUCUCUGGCAGCAUUGCUGAUUGGGUUGCAUCCACGUCACCUGUUGAUCGAGCAUGCAGCGCUCUCGGUCUACGAGAUGCUCUCGGGCCCACUGGCCGGCAUGCGUGUCAGUGCCAGCAUCUCUGCUCUGCCGCUAUUUGCCUUUACCAUGCAUGCUACCACGAUCGUUCCUGUCUCUCGCCUUUGCGGUCUCGUGCAAGACCUGCGCUCCGCAUUCGAAGAGUACAACGCAAGCAACCACACACCAGCCAAGAUCGACGGUGGACUUGAGAGCAAAUUCUACAAGCUUCGUUCGGACUUUUUCGAGGAAGAAAACCUGACCACGUUGAACAACAACGUCACACUGGUAGCCAACCUGAUUUGGAUGGGCAAGAUCAUCUCGAAUGACGAUCAGCCAGGCUCACUUCCACCCGGACUCGACACACGCGUGCUCAACGAGCUUACGCAGCGAGGAGAUGUGUUGAACCUCAAGUUGGCAACGUUGGCAAACACGCCAUUUUCGCGCGCGAUGGCGCACAUUACGGAACGAUUCGCAAACGUCUAUUGCUCACGAAUGGACAAGGAGCAGACAGAGAGCGAAGCAUGGAUUCGCGGUCCUAUCACGCCCAAGACGUUGAAAGCGGCCAAGAGAAGCGGUAUACCGGCGGGGUGGUCGCAUAUGGAUUUCAGAGCAUACAUGUUGGAUUGGUUGGACAGGGAGGGUGGUGCUCAUGGAAUCUACGAUCUGUUGAAGAACAUUUUGGUCACCUUCGGCGGUCAGUUGAAGAGUAUCAGGGGUGAAGCGGUGACUGCGCAAGGUGCGUAA